This is a messenger RNA of Tribolium castaneum (red flour beetle), 3237 nucleotides long. RefSeq lists its product as uncharacterized. The record is from RefSeq and is a predicted model, not a curated record. The coding region runs from base 1115 to 3154 and encodes 679 amino acids. Gene Ontology annotation, molecular function: phosphatidylinositol binding. NCBI's taxonomy places the organism in Eukaryota, Metazoa, Arthropoda, Insecta, Coleoptera, Tenebrionidae. Gene Ontology annotation, cellular component: early endosome. The transcript has 6 exons.
UAAAACACAAAGGACGUUUUGACAUAAAAAAGCCAUCAGCUACAAUUGAUGACAUUUUUAUGUCGAAACGUCGUAUGUGUUUUAUUGUAAAAAACUUUUCUUUAAUGAAAGGACCUGAUAGCCAAAAGGGUUAUUAUUUAUUAAUAAAGAUGCAAGAUGCAAGAAUAUACUUCACUUUAUGACAAUAAUGAAACGAUUUUUCUUUGUGGAAGUAAUUCGAUCAAUUUGAAAAACUACAAUAUUUUUCGCCAAAAAAAUUACAAUAAUUUUUUUUUGUUUAUAGAAAAUGUUUGUUCUUUUCUCGUGCAAAACACACUUAAAAAUAUUUAAAACCCGGAGAUCGGAGGGCAUCAAAGACUUAAGUCUAGUAUAAGGUAUAAUUUACCCUCUUCCUAGUAAUGCCAUCUCAUUAUUUACAAGAAUUAAGUUGUCAUUGUUAAAAAAGUUGCUUGGACCUUUGUAUUUGUUAAUAAAUAAUAAUCCUUUUGAAUAUCAGGUUUUUUAAUUAAACAAAAAAUUUUUUUUACAAUAAAACACAUAGAACGUUUCGACAUAAAAAUGCCAUCAUCAGCUAAAAUUGAUGAAAUUUUUAUGUCAAAACGUCCUGUGUAUUUCAUUGUAAAAAUUUUUUUGGACCUGAUAGACAAAAAGUUUAUUAAUUAACUUUUCCCUUCGCUUAUCAUUUUUUUUUAUUCUUUAAUACAUUCGAGAUGCAAGAAUAUAGCUCACUUGAUUGUUUUUAAUCAAAACAAUUUUUUGGGGCUUUUGGUAAUUCGAUCUCGGCUAUGAUUAAUAAUGAGUUAAAUGCAAAAUAAGUAAAAUGAAACUAUAUUCCUUUGUGGAAAUAAUCCGAUUUUGAAAAUAAAACAUUACUUUUUGGGAAAGACAAAUAUAAUUUUUUUUUUUUUAACAAAUGUUCAAAGCUAUUUGAAUACGACCCAAAAACAGAUGCGGUAUCACUUAUCAUUUAUCAAACAAAUUUGUAUUUGAAUUUUAAAAUACUCCAAAUCAAUAACUUUUUUCGACAAUCAGUGAUUACUAGUAAAGUCACUUGUUGAAGUGAAAGAUAAGAUAACACCUCAAAAAAUAUCACAAUCACAGUAAGUGUUUCACAAUGUUAGUCAUGAAUUAUUGGAAGCCUUUCGCUUCUUCUUUACUAUUGCUGGUAGCAUAUCUGAGCUCCCAGUAUUACACAUUACCUGUAAGUGGUCUUUAUUUGCUCAUCUAUGUGAUAAUUCUUACAAUAUCGACAACUUGGCUGAGCUUCGUAACAAUACAGAAUUUUCUUCAUUGUAACAAACCACUAGAUCUACCAAAACUUUUCAAUUUUAAAGUAAAACAAUUUGAGAAUGGUUUUUUCAACCAUGAGGCCACAAUCAAGAAAUUAACUUUGGACAUUGACAAGUAUUUUAUAAAAGAGUGGUUUGUUUACAUAAGUCAGGACCCAAAUUUUUGUAACGAAAGUCGAAUUAUUCUCGAAGAAGUUCUGACUAAGAUAGUUAAUGUCCAGUUGAAUGUCGAUAAUGAAGCUGUCAUUCAUGGAGUUCUUAAUCUGUAUUUGAAACACUUGAAGGAGUUUCAUAGGAGAAGAACCAACGACUUAUACAGAUACUCACACUUGUGCAGUGGUUCAAAGAAAGCAAAGAAUUAUUUCAUCCAUCAACUCACUCUCAACUUAUUGAACCAUUUUAUCGAUUGGGAAAACUCGUUACCGUACCAAGUUCUGGUCUCUGUUAUUUCGAAACGAGUUAUGACACACUUUUUAAUAUUAUUAUCGAAUCCGGAAUUGAUUAAUUAUUAUAUUCUGAGAAGUUGUGCAUCAGAAAGUAAGAUAAACGAGCUGAACUUGAACAAUUUUAACCGAGUGAGAAUUAUCCAAAAUAUGGAAAAAAAGGAUACGAUAUCUUCUGAUCCACUCAAGUCAAGUGAAACGAAUUUGGCCAAAGCUGCUGUUAUCGAACCUCAAAUCAAAGAUAUUGUUGAAAUUAGUUGUAAUAGUACGAGUACUUGGAAAGAUUCUAUAGAUGUUCCUGAUGGUGUUAGUCUGAGAGUUUGUAAAAGUUUAACUAUUGCGUCAAUUCCUUUGGGACAAGAUAUUCCUGAUAGUAUAAGUUUGCGAGAGUCUAAACAACCUGAAUUUGAUACCAAGACUUCAUCGUGGUAUGAGGAAGAAAAUCCAGGAAAUUUAGCAGCGAUUAUAACAAAACAAAAAUUCUCCGAACCGAAUUCAGUGUCAUUUGGCGAUCUUUUAAAUAAAAUUUUGCUUGAAGACUGUGGCGAAACUGAUUCGAUUCAAGAAGAACAACAAGCUGCAACCAAAGAGCUACCUGAAAUGGAAUAUUUUGCGAUGAUUACAGCAGAACUCCGAUCACUGCUUGAGACUCAGAACUACAAUUUUGAUACAGUUUUGCUUGAAGACAAUGAUGAGACUGAUGGUGUGAGGAGUUUUUGUAAAUCCUGUGCGAAAACAGCAACUGGGGCCAUCCAUAAGACUGUUAAAACUAUCAAAAAGGUGCUUCCUUGUGAUGUUGCAAAAGGGGACAGGUAUCACGAGUUGGAGAAGUGGGUAUUUGUUGAGGAAAAUGCGACGCAUUGCGAUUUGUACCAACGUCUGACUAAACUCUUCGAAAGGAAAAGAAACACGAACUGCGAUAUUCCCGAUUCCUUGGAAUCGCUCCCACAAAACAUCAAAAUCCGUCAUUCUAACAUCCAAUUCGACGAUGAACUCGACGAUUUUGAAGUCAAAUUUCCGAUCACUAAAACAAUUUUUGACAUUUUGUGCGAACUUUUAGCCGACAACAAAGAAUCGUUUUUGGCUAAGGAGCCAGUCAUUCAAUCUAUUUUGUUACUUUUCGGAAAUUAUAUUGAAGAAACUGUUGUAACACAAGCUAAUUAUUAUGUACGUUAUUGUUGUGCUAACGCUAAAAUACCUUCAGAGGGUAAAAUUGAGACGCUUUCAAUGGAAUUGGAAGAGUUUCUUACAGUUGUUUUGAGCGGCAUUCCAAAUUUUUUUAAAUGUCUAAUAGGGGAAAAUACAGUAAAAGAUGUUAUAAAUUUGUUUGUGUCUUCAUUGCAAAUCGAGAAGAUCAAUCAUGACAUCAUGUUGCAAAUUUUUGAAAUACUUUGCAUGAAAUUAAUGGAGGGGAGUAAGUAGUGAUCGCUGUGAUUUUAGCUUAAUUGUUAGUUAUUAUGCUAUAAAUGAAUUUAUCAUUGUUCAACAAAUAAUGUAUAAAAUAA